Molecule: messenger RNA, 11126 nt
Organism: Calidris pugnax (ruff)
Lineage: Eukaryota; Metazoa; Chordata; Aves; Charadriiformes; Scolopacidae
Gene: SYT14
Product: synaptotagmin 14
Exons: 9
Coding region: 32-1756 (574 amino acids)
Source: RefSeq, a predicted model, not a curated record
GCUCCACUUGGUACGGCCCAGCGCGGGGAUCAUGGCGAUUGAUGGUGGAGAACGAACUUGCGGUGUACAUGAGCUAAUCUGCAUUAGAAAAGUGUCUCCUGAAGCAAUUGGAUUCCUGUCUGCUGUUGGGGUGUUCAUUGUUCUCAUGUUGCUACUUUUCCUAUAUAUUAAUAAGAAGAUGUGUUUUGAAAAUGUUAGUGGUUUCCCAGAUCUUGAUUCAGGAUACACUACAAGAAAGAAUUCACAAGAUAAACUUUACAACUCUUAUAUGAGUAAAGACCAGCAUGGUUCAUCAUCUGAGAGUGAAGAUGAAGCACUGGGUAAAUAUCAUGAGGCCUUGUCUAGAACCCAGAGUUCCAGGCUGCCAGUGGUGGAUGGCAGACAGCAAAAAAACUAUAUAUGGGAAACCAGACAAAAAUAUAGUCCCCUGUCUGCAGAAUAUGAUGGAUACAGUAGUGAAGCCUCAAUAGAUGAAGCAAACUGCAUUCAGAGGAUGAGAAGAACGCCUCCGCUAGAUGAACUGCAGCCGCCUCCAUACCAGGAUGAUAGUGGUUCUCCUCAUCUUUCAUGUACGCCUUCUGAAGUCGGAGACAGUAAAUGUGAAUUUUCCCAGUGUAGCAACAGUCCAAGGUGUUCGUAUAAGUGUCCAAGUGAGGGAAGCACAGGACACGAAAUAGAAAGCUUUCAUAACAAAGGAUAUGAAGAGGAUGUACCAAGUGAUAGCACAGCUGUCCUUAGUCCAGAGGAUAUGUCAGCUCGAGGAUCAUCUUCACAGCUUCCUAAACCUUUUGAUCCUGAGCCAGUAGCUAAAUAUGGCACACUGGAUGUGACUUUUGACUAUGACUCACAGGAACAGAAGCUUUUGGUGACAGUGACAGCUGUCACAGACAUUCCCACAUACAGCAGGACAGGUGGAAGCUCGUGGCAAGUACACCUAGUUCUUCUCCCUAUAAAGAAGCAGAGAGCAAAAACCAGCAUCCAGCGGGGACCGUGCCCUGUCUUCACAGAGACAUUCAAAUUUAAUCACGUUGAGUCUGAGAUGAUUGGGAAUUAUGCAGUUCGCUUUAGACUCUACAGCGUACGUCGCAUGAAAAAAGAGAGGAUUGUGGGAGAAAAGAUUUUUUACUUAACAAAAUUGAAUCUUCAAGGGAAGAUGUCAGUGCCAGUGAUACUGGAACCUUCUUACAGUCCGUCUGGUUGUGACUCUCAAAUGAGCAUGUCAGAAGUGUCCUGCAGUGAAAGUACCUCCUCUUGUCAGUCUCUGGUACAUGGCUCAGCUCCAGAAAUCCUCGUUGGCCUCCUUUAUAAUGCUACAACUGGAAGAUUAUCAGCAGAAGUGAUAAAAGGCAGCCACUUCAAAAACUUGGCAGCAAACAGACCACCCAAUGGACUGUUCUGUUGUCUAAAACACUUGAUAGGUGGACAGGUUUAUAUAAUCCGAGAUACAUAUGUUAAGUUAACACUGCUGAACUCGAUGGGGCAAGAGAUGUCCAAAUGCAAAACUUCCAUCCGCCGAGGACAGCCGAAUCCAGUAUACAAAGAAACCUUCGUUUUCCAAGUGGCACUGUUUCAGCUUUCAGAUGUGACGCUCAUACUCUCUGUAUAUAAUAAGCGCAGCAUGAAACGAAAAGAGAUGAUAGGGUGGAUUUCCUUAGGUCUCAACAGCUCAGGAGAAGAUGAACUCAAUCACUGGACUGAAAUGAAAGAAUCGAAAGGACAGCAAGUAUGUAGAUGGCAUACUUUACUGGAGUCAUAAUGGAUGCUACGAAGUGCAGUCGUGGUUUUAAGGGAGUUUGGUCUUUCCAGAAGAUGAUCAUCCCUGGGACACGAUCAGCAGAUUUGUUGUGGAAGUAAAGAAUGAAAAUUGAGGUCAACAUUCCAUCGUAAAGAACGCACAACAUGCAAAAUGGCGGGAUUUAAUAUAUAGCCUUCACUUAGUGUCAGACACUUCCUUGGUGUCAGAGAAGCCUUGCUGUACACAGAUACGUUAUUGGUCCCUCCCCCAUCCACCUGAUGCUGUAUUCGUUUGGGUUUGUUUUGUGGUUUUCAGAAACAUUUUAUGUAAGGUUCUCCAAAUUAAUGUAAGCUCCUCCUUGUGUACUUUUUGUAUUGCUCUAAUACUGUAGCUUCUGACCUGCCUGCAGUCAGAUUAAAGGUCAAUAAUUUGCACUUUGAUAAAAAGUUAAUGAUCUGUAGAGCGAAAGGAAAAGAAAAAAACCACCGGUGGAGAAGAACACUUAGUAAUAUAGCAUAUAUGGAUAUACUGUUGUUUUACACUGAGUUUCUUUCCAGGAGCUUAGUACAACUAAGUUUUCAUUUUUUGAUAUGCAGUUGGUUUGAAAAAUACUAGCAUUUGGGCAUCAGGUGAACUUUGACAUCAAACUAAUGUUUCUUCAAUCUGUGACAGGAACGAGCUCUUUAUAUGGCAUAAAUUGGGUUUUUCCCUCUUGCCUGUACUUCUGCCUGAUCCAAAGAGACCAGAUCAUUAGUUUGGUCCCUUCCAAAUCUCCUUAGACAGGUUGUACUGUAAAACUAUGUAACUUUCUGUUGAAAGCACUUCCUGUAUUCAUGUAUUCCAAUGUAGGAAGCUCAUAGAGCAUGACUUUACUAAAAAAAUAUUUUCGUUAAGCAAAUUGAUACAGAUUUCUUUAAAAUGUCAGCAGUUGGAAGUUAGGUUGAAAGCCUGUGAAGGAAGUGGCAGCAGUUGAACUACUCUGAAUGACACAAAAGACUGUGACUUUGGUUGAAAUAGGUAUCUGCUUGAGUCUCUUCUGAGCUGUUUUAGGGAUUACCAUAUGCUGUUGUUGGAAGUAGAGAGCAGACCAGGAGUUUUUACCUUUCUUCUUGGAGAAGAGAACAUCAGUAAGUUAUUUUUCUAGUGAUUUGCCAGCAAUUGAACGAAUGUUCACACCCAAAAUAAAGGUUUGCUUUGUUUAUAUUCAAGUUGGGAAACACAGCUUUCUAAUGACACAAUUGAGAAGCUUCAGUAUCUCAAGAAAGUUUGCCAUCUGAUAAACACUCAUGGCUUCCAUCUAAAUUAGGGAAAUAUCAGUGCUUCUGAGAUUCCUGUUUGUCCUAAAUACUUUAAUUGGAAUCACUCUAGUUGAAUGACUGCUGAAUCCAAUUCAUAUUAUUGAAAUUGUGGACUACUGAGUAAACAUAUUUUUAAAAAGCUUCCCAAUUCAAAUAUUCUUUUUGCCUGUAAUUACAAGUUUCAUUUAAUCUUAGUUGUUGCUGUAUGGAAACUGAUUAUUUUUCUUAUAAGUGAUGGUGACGUCUUACUAAUACGAGGCCUCACUGACUGUUGUAGCACUUGGUGGGUAGAAGAGUGAAGUUUUGGAUUUUGUUGAGAGAAUUAGUGGUAGCCUAGAGCAUUCUCAUUAGGACAAAUGUUUUUCUCUCAAAUUUCUUUAUAAUACUACCUUUGAACAAUCCUGGCUUCAGGGUAUACCGUCAAGUACAGUGAGAUCGGAGACAGUGAGUAUGCUAUAAUAAAGGUAUUUCACAUGGUUCUCAAAUUCUCACACAACUUAACAAUUUCAUUAAGCCCUUUUUGGUAAUUUCACUACUUGGUUUAUUUGGUGCCUUUUGAGGGAUUUAUUUGCAAAGCCAGGCUUUCAGUUUUUAUUGAUUUAAAGAUUUAAAACGUUCUUACAGGCCUUUUUUUUUUUUUUUUUCCUUCUGGUAUUGUGCUGCUGCUUCAUUUACAGAAGCUUUAUUUAGUAAAUAUAAAAAUAAUGCAAAAACUUUCUUUAAGCAGGAACAGUCAUGCAGUAAUACAAUAUGAGUUGUCUCUUUCAGUCCUUUUUGUUGUUCAGUUUGUGAAAUGUAAUGUUGAGUGUAGAAUUUAAUAAAAAAUCAACAUUAAUUUUAUAUGCAUAAGAAAAAUGUUCAGAUUUUCCCAAUCCUGUCAGCUUUCCAUAUAGUAGAAACUCUGACUUAGAAGCUGAUCAAAAGCAAUUUUUCAAUGGAUGUGGAAGUGUUUUCACUCAUUCUGUUUGUGGAUAUUUGGAUACUCUUUCCUAAAGGUGAAAGUUGGUUCUUGAUGGUUGUUUCUGUACAGGUUUUGCUUUAUAAAAUGAUGUACGGUAUUUAACAGCAAGAACUGAGCAAAUUAAUUCCAGUGGAGAAUGUACGUAACAUCACCAUUGAACAAAUGAAGAUAUCAGUUUGGAAGGUGAAGCAAACAACCUCUUACAGAACCAAACUAAACUGUAACAUGACUUGGGCUUCUGUUUGUAGGUUGCAUUGCUUCGGUUCUACAUCUAACCACUCAGAUUUCUAAGGCGCUGAAAUCUAAAUUUAGACACAGAGAUUUAUAGCAGUCUGUGUUGGGCACAUUUGGGAAAAGGAAUCUCUUUCUAGAUCAUGUGAUUUUCCCAAGGUAUCCAGGUUCAGUCGGUGCUUUGCAGGAAGUUUGCCUUACUUGGAUUUCUGCUGUGUGAAGGCUGGGAACUGAAUGUAUAAAGAAUGGAAAUGAAUGUUUAAUUUUGAGGCAGUAGAAUACGGAUUUGUCACGCAAAACUGGUCACACCAGUAAUUGGAUUCACCCUGGGAUUGUUAUGAUUUAGUUACAGUAUCAAUAGCUGUCAUGUUGUUUUUUCUUCCUAGAUCCCAUUCUUAUGAUUUGCUUGUCAUUUUGUUUUUCUUAUUGCUUUAUGCAAACCUAUACUUUUGUAUUUGAAAUCUGCCUUUAGAUAUUGGGGUUUUUUAAACCCUGUGUAAGGGCUUAUACAUACAGUGUGGUUUUGUGCAUUCAGUUAAAUCUUUAGCGUGGAACAGAAUUUCUAAAGAACAAAGUGUCCGAAGCAAAUUAGAAAGAGGCAUUUGUGUUUUCCUCAGAGUUGUCUGUGCUUUUUUUUUCAUAGCUUUUUGUUGUUUACCUUUGUUUGAAGGUACAGUUAGUACUUGGAAGAGUUUAUCAAAUUACUUAAUUACUUUUCUGUGUGCCAAUAUACCAUGUAGAGAUUACAGUUCUCGAAUCUGAUUCCUGACAACGUAGCCUUAAAUAAUUAUAGACCAGUGACGUGCUUACAGAUUCUAUUCUUGAAAACACUGCAUCCUUUCUGCGUAUGAUCUGUUUUGUUUAACGUUUAGAACAUUUCACAAAGUUUAUCUCAAAGAUAAACUCUUCUUAAAAUAUUAUGAGAAAAGCUGGUUGGUCCCUUUCUGUGGUAAGGGCGGGAUUGUCACGCAGCCUCUGCAGGACGUUGCUGUCUCCCACCUAUGUGGAGGCAGGCGAGGAGUCAGCAGAGCUGUGCUUCCAUUCCCCAUUCAGGGCAGGAGGAUGGCACUGGGGGGGUUCAAAGCUUGGUCCCCAUGGUGGUCCUUCAGGCUCAGGGCUUGAGACAGCCAUGUUGUAACCGCACCGCGAGGUCUGACUGCAGAGCAGAACUCAGGCAAGGUCUAAGUUCUGCUCCUGGAGAAAUAUGACGUAAUUUCUAAAUCCAGCUGAAGUCCUCUAACCUCAUUAGUAAUUAGAUUUCAAAAUAUGGUGAGCCCUUGGAAUGAAUGUGCUCUUACUGGAGCUGAACACUCUUUAUCAAUUAAGAGAAUACUUGAGCCAAAAGCAGAUUUCAUGGCAUUUACUGUAGGAGAUGUUUUCACCUGUAAAUUUUUGCAACCAGUCCUGAUGGCAAAUGCAGGGCCAGCAUCAAUACCUUCCCAUUUUUCACACCUUUCCAGCAAUAUGUUUUUGUUGUCUAAAAUUUGUUUGUGUUACUGAUUUAUCCUCUUUUCUCCCUAAUGACUUGCUCCUUGCAAACUCCCCAGCACCCUGAGAAGCUGUUUGUGGCAGUCACUGGACCACAGAAGUCAAGGGCACCCUGCACCUCUUACAAUAAGGUACUGGUGCCAAAUUGCUGUGACCUGUCUAACUCCCUAAGAUUUCUGAAAUGCAAACCAUCAAUUUUAAUGGAGUGAAGCAGGGGAAGAAAACUUUUUCUUUGAAGGAGGCAUUUUAAUGUAGGAAUUGAAUACAGAUCACUCUUACACAUAGAAGUUCUAAUAAAAAGCCUGUGGUAAAAUCAGAGAAUGAGGUUUGAGGGGAAGCCUUUUGGCCUGAGCUGUUCCAACCUGAAACUAAUAGCAGAAUGCCCUUUCAGUUAACUCAGAGCUGUACCAAACCCUUUACUUAUUCAUUACACUUUUCUGGAGGAAAAAAAAAAAGCUGUCCUAUUUAAAGCAGUCUUUAAUAUUAGGGCUUGUCAGUUGUAAGGCAGACUGACUUCCUCCUGAAGCUGAAUUGUCAGUACCAGCUAAACAUCCAUCUAAUUCUCCCACUGAGGAAUGGCAUGCCCACCAUUAACGUUAACGAGAGGAGCCCAUGGGUGUCAACAGGAGCGUGGACCUGACCCUGAAAGCGUGAAGUGCAACAGGAUGGGCAGAUUAGAGCAGUGGCACCGCAGGGCACCUGCAGCACAAUCACAUGGGCUUUCAAUUAUGAAUGGAGGUAAAAAAGCAAAUACUCAGAUACAAACGUGUUAUUUAAUCAUUAUCCCUUAUUUUUGUUUUCUCUUUUCCUCAGCUUCGGAAAUAUUUUUUAAAUUUUAAUAUUAAAAAUGUUAAAGCAACCCCCAAACAUCUUGAUCAUUUUGACUGGAGCAUUCAGCAAAGUUUAUUGUUGGAACAAGCCAUCAAGAAUGUUUUGUAUUUUGGUCUAUUGAACUCAACUGCCAGAUUUUGUAGCACGUCACAGCUGGAUUUCAGACUCCUUCUUCUGAUGGUAGUUUUUGAGGGGAAAGUCACGGGAGUGUUUGCUUGUCAGUGAGUGAAUCAACGCCUGAUGAAGAGAUGUCAUCUGAGAGUGAGAGCAUUUAAAUUAGAGACGGCUUCAUAAAGUGGCAGCGACACAAACUCCACUCUUGGAGCUUUGUGGCCCUCAGAGGGCCCUACUCAGAGAAACUGUGACACGUGAAUUGUAGGAGUUAAUACCUUCAAAGCGGCACAGCUCUGGGUGGGCACUCCAUGGUUUCUCAUCUAGUAUAUUUUACAGAUGUAAGCAGGGUAGAUAGUGUUUACUUGGCUAGGGUGAGUACCGGCUGGCCUAGGGUGACAGGGAUUAGUUUAGCCUUAACAAUUUAUCACUGCCCCUCCUUAAUUUCAAGCAGGGUUUCUUCCUUUCUGCAGACUCUGCAGAAAUCUUCUACACCCAACGUAUCCGCUUAUAUUAUGCCUACCCAAAUAGGGCACAAUUAUAUUAACGCUGGCAAGCUUAGUUCACGUGUAACGUGGUGUGACUGAAUUAAUCAACUGGUGGGAUACAUGCUGGAUUAGGAUUUGCUGUGCAGGCUUCUGCUGGUGUAAUAAAGAAAUAAGAUCCUUAUGGAGAGGAAUGUGUCAGGAGUCAGGAAAGCGGGUAGUACAGGUCCAGUAGGAAUGAAGACCAGGAAACAGCUAUGCCCAGAAAAGGGGCAAGGCUGGCUUGGUAGCAAGAAGAAUUCAUUCACUUCCUUGGAAGCAUCUGCUGGUAGAGCUGGCAUAAAACCUCCAAAAGCUGCCUGUCCCUGAGGACCCUACCCGGGAGAGCAGAAGCAGCAAUACCACACCACUGAAGGAAUACCUCAUGGACAUUCAGGGAUGUAAUUAAUGUCAUCCUUUUUUCUCUUAAAUCUGAGAAUGAGAGUCUUGCCCAUUGUAUCGAGUUAAUUUUUAUUUUUUUUUGUUUUUGCUGUGUUUUGCAAAUCCUGUGGACACAGACUGCAUGCCGAAGGUCUAAAGCGGAUUGCUUUAUAACUUUUGGUGCGUUUCCAAAGCAUGAGUUUGAAUGAAUUUACAGAAUUAAUUAGAAGCAUUAUCAUAGCUUUGAGAUGUAAUCUCUAGGCCAUAGUGCAAGCAAGGAGCAGGGCUUUGAACAAGUUUUGAUAGUAAAUUUUGCAAAUGGCUUAUUAUGACAUUUUAAGAAAAUUUCUAAGUAGUUGAAUGUAUUAGGGAAUAUUUACAAAAAAGGAGAUAGAACAAUGAUCUUUUCUUACUAUACAGCUAGUUUGCUGUCCUUUCCAGUAAACCAUAAGGUUCAUUAGUGCUCAGUACUGUUUCGUUUAUGAUAACUGUUUUUAAUGUGAUUUUCAUGACCAAGUGUAAUUAGUGAAACCUUUUACUCAAUUUUUCCCUUUCUUUGCUUUUUUUAAGGAGAGACUUCUCCUUAUAUAGUAUAUAUACUUUCUUACAGAGCUUUCUUACCUAUUUUUAUAUAAGAUGAUUUAACAAUGUAAAAUUAAAUGCUCUAUGAGCAAGCUAUAUCACUGUUACACAAUCUAAAGUGCUAAUAUAAUGACUAAGGGCCUGAACCUACUGCCUUUUACUCAGGUCCUGGUUUAACCACGUCUUUCAUGUUGUGCAGUACCUUUCCCUAUAAACGGUUCCAUCUAUUUUUCCAGGAUGACUCCAAGAAAGGCACUAUUAACAUGAAUAACAGUGGUAAAACCGAGCCUCCUCUCCACUCUUAGCGGGACAUCUGUCAUGAGUAAAGGCUGCUGGCUCUGUCCCAAAAGUAUAGUUAUAGAUUAUAGUUCCCUUGAUCUUCAGUAAUUUUGAACUUGUUUUCUGGUGACUAUAAGCUAAUAACUGAUCUUUGUGAAAACAAAUAUUGAGUCGUGCUGUUAUCAGCAAGAGUAUUAAAAUGUGUUUCACAUUUUAAUUCAUUCUUUCAUUGGGAUAUAAGGAAUUGAGUUUGUGAAGCGUUAUAUUGCAUAGAGAUAGCACACAUUCACCGCAUUUUUAAAAAGUAAGAAAUAUACAGUAUGUAGCAUUUUCUUGCAUACUUUUAUACUGCCUGUACGCCACCGAUGCACUCGGUGCCUUCUUUCUUUUGUAUAAAAUGAAUACAUAGAGAAACUAAAGCUAUCGUGCAUAAGCAAUGUCACUGCAACUGAAGAGUUGUCUUAACCUGAUUAUUUCUAGUGCAGGAGGUUUGAGGUGGCAGUUCAGUUUAACACGAUGCAUUUCUUUGGGUUUGAAGGUUUCCACUUCCCUUCCUCACCCCUCUCUCCCAGAAACCUCCCCAUACAACUGUUUAUUCUUAAUUGAUUCCUGUGUCUGAUGUAAGUCACAUGUUGUUAACCAAAGAACCAAGUCUGUUUCUAAUUCUUUGGAUAAAUAGUGUUUGGACUUUCUAUUACUUAAAGACAGAAAUGAUAGAAUGGAUCUCUUUGAACAAAUAUCAAAUUAGGCAUCUGUAAAUGCGAUUCACAGCUGAGAAUUCAAGAUACCUCUUUUCUGACUGGUUGUGCAUUAUUGUAUCAGUAGCAAAGUGUUUGAGUUGUAUUUCUUUGUGCAAUUUAAUCAAAAUCCCACCACAAGCAAAAAUAAUAGUAAGUCAGUGCUGUCAAAUUAGCUUGUUUUACCCAUUUUAUACCGGUAUCUGAAGUGUGCAACUUUGAGAAUAGAUUCGGCUUUUCUGCGUCUGAAGUCCUGGUAUUAUCUAAUAACUGUCUCGUGUGUGCUGAUCUUACAGAAACAGACUCAUGCUGCACUCUAUGUACAUUUCCUAAUUGUACCCUCUUCAUUCUCUUAUUUAUGUGAUAUAACACAGUUUUCAAUGACUGUUUCAACUUGAAAUUCCUUAAAUUUCAGUGCAUGUAUAGCCUUAAACAUUUAAGACACCAAGCACAGUUUUAAAGGGAAUAGGUUAUAUUUGCAAGUCCUGUUUGGCACAGAAAUCAGAUAAUUAUUUUUAUAUAGCAAUCAAAGAUUGUAGAAAAUGGGUAUAUUGCAGUCAUGUUAUCAACAAUGCUCCUAAUUGUAUGCAUUUUUAAAAAAGCAUUUUUGCUGAAGUUUUCAGAAGUGAAAUAUCAGUGCUCGUUUUCUUUCUUGAAUUUGCUUGUUUUGUUUUCGUGCUUUCAUUUCUGUACAGAACCUUGGAGCCCCUAACUAAUUCACUCCUAUUUUCAGAAUUCCUUGAGCUUCUUUUCUUUUCUGCUACAUUUCUAAGUUGAAUAAGAAGUAAUUAAAAUUCUCAAAUUUAUUUAUUUAUUUAUUUAUUUUACAUUUUGACAGUAACAUAAUUAGAGCAAAUGACUGUUUGCCAACUGUUUAUGCAGCUUAUUAAAGUCUUAGGACUUUGUUUGAAAGUGUCAUGAUAAUCCAAAUGAAGACAUACGUUUCAUGGCAUUGCAGUCCACAGUAGGUGAAAACGGGAGUUCUGGCGAUUAAAAUGCAGAUCUGCAUAUUGGGUGUCAGACUGUAAAUCCCCAGAGGGAUUUAUAAUUAAGUGUCACAUUUUAUCUACAGUACCUCCAGUUGUGUGUUGUCAGAUACUUGUUUUGUUUUCUUUAUUAUUACUUAGCAAAAAACUACUUUUAUCAUUUCAUGCUACUGUAUAUUAAUCUUGAGGGUUUCCAAUGUGUAAGAUUAGUUAAUGUUGUCGGUUCUCUUUCUGUGAAAAAAGCUGGACUCUCAGCGUACACAUCUCAUUACUAUUCUGAUUUUGGGGAGAGGCAAAAUGCCACCAGCUGUUUUCAGUUACCUGUACAGCACAGGUAGCUUUAAUCCCAUGUUGGUUUGAUUAAAACAUGCUAUAGUAUAUUUUCAAACCAUGCACCUGUCACAACAUUAAAAUAGUCAUUUUGCAUACCUGGAGCUUUGCAGCUGUGGAUUUGUAUUUUGUUUGCUCUAUUUGUAUUGUUUACUCUGUGAAAUGUAUUUUUGUCAGUUUGAGGACUGGAAUGGGUAUCCUUUGGUCAUUUCAAAGUAUUUUCUGUACGUGGAACUAGCUUUUUGCAUGUAAACUUAAUUGCUGGAAAGUAUUUGAAAAAAAAAAAAAGGAAAAAUCACUUUUAAAACCAGUUGUUGUCACUUUCCUUUGGAAUUCGUUAGAUCGUAAACAAAUGUAAUAGACUUCACUGUUUAGAAGAUAGUAACGCUUGGUCAACUGUUUGAACUGCUGUCUGUGCUAAAGAGAAGAAGAACUUUUUUAAUUUUGGCAAGGGAACUAAUCCUAGCCUUUACACACUUUUUGGCUCUGUUUCCAAAUUUCCUAAGUUAUCCCCAAUUGCCUUUCUGUUCCUCACAGUCUUCGUUGAUGUCAUGAAUCUUCUAUUUAGAGAAUUUUAAAUUAAGCAGUGUGAUAACGUUCUGACAAAUAUGAUGUGUAUACUGGCAAAUAAAGACACACUCAGGUGAUCGUU